Microplitis demolitor is the source of this 1236-nucleotide messenger RNA. Its product is annotated as tubulin alpha-2/alpha-4 chain-like. Gene Ontology annotation, molecular function: GTP binding; structural constituent of cytoskeleton. The transcript has 8 exons. The record is from RefSeq and is a predicted model, not a curated record. Gene Ontology annotation, biological process: mitotic cell cycle; microtubule cytoskeleton organization. Lineage: Eukaryota; Metazoa; Arthropoda; Insecta; Hymenoptera; Braconidae. Bases 58 to 1236 code for a protein of 392 amino acids. Gene Ontology annotation, cellular component: cytoplasm; microtubule.
AGGCUGAUUCAAAAGCGUGAGUGUAUAUCGAUACAUAUCGGACAAGCAGGCGUUCAAAUGGGCAAUGCCUGCUGGGAACUUUACUGCCUUGAACAUGGGAUUAAUCCUGAUGGCCAGAUGCCCAGUGAUAAGACGAUCAAUAAAGAAGAUGCUUCUUUCAAUACAUUUUUUUCUGAAAGUGAUAGUGGUAAACACGUACCACGAGCAGUUUUUAUUGAUCUCGAACCCACAGUAGUAGAUGAAAUAAGAACUGGCACUUAUCGCCAACUAUUCCAUCCUGAACAAUUAAUUACGGGAAAAGAAGAUGCUGCAAAUAAUUAUGCUCGUGGACAUUACACAAUAGGAAAAGAAAUAAUUGAUUUAACGAUAGAUCGUACUCGACGAAUUACUGAACAAUGUCGAGGUCUUCAAGGAUUUCUUAUCUUUCAUUCAUUCGGUGGUGGAACAGGUUCGGGGUUUUCAAGUUUACUUAUGGAACAAUUAUCUGUCGAGUAUCCUAAACGAAGCAAACUGUCUUUCAGUGUUUAUCCUGCACCCCAGGUCUCAACUGCAGUUGUUGAACCAUACAAUGCUAUACUAUACACACACCCUACCCUUGAACACUGUGACGUCGCUUUUAUUGUCGAUAAUCAGGCAAUUUAUGAAUUGUGCAGGCGGAAUUUGAGUAUUGAAAGGCCAACAUACACAAAUUUAAAUAGAUUAAUUGGUCAAAUAGUUUCUUCAAUUACAGCAAGUCUUCGCUUCGAUGGAGCUUUGAAUGUUGAUUUAACAGAAUUUCAAACUAAUCUUGUUCCCUAUCCUAGAAUACAUUUUCCACUCGCAACAUAUGCACCAGUUUUAUCAGGGGAUAAAGCUGGACACGAACGAUCGACGGUCACCGAUAUAACAAGUUCAUGUUUCGAGCCCAACCAUCAGAUGGUUAAUUGUGAUCCUAGAAAAGGAAAAUAUAUGGCCGUUUGUAUGCUCUAUCGCGGUGACGUCGUUCCUAAAGAUGUCAAUGCAGCAAUCGCUACAAUAAAACAAAAGAAACAUGUACAGUUUGUUGAAUGGUCUCCCACGGGCUUUAAAAUUGGAAUAAAUUACCAACCACCGACAGUAGUGCCAGGAGGUGAUUUAGCGAAAACAGAAAGGGCUGUUUGUUGUCUUUCUAAUACAACAGCAAUAGUCGAUGCUUGGGCAAGAAUUGAUCAUAAAUUCGAUUUGAUGUACUCCAAAAGAGCUUUUGUUCAUUGGUAA